AUGUUUCACAUGCUGCUGUUGAAAACAGCUGGACACUUGAGAUUGUUCAAAGGUGCCGCACAAUCUCCAAAUGCUGCCACGUCUUCUACUUGUGAUAUGGCUGUUCGAGGUGGCAAAUGCCAAUAUGAGUUGCCUUGUGAUGAGACCAGGUACAGUGUCAGAGUUUAUAAAGAAGAGGACAAAAAAUGGAGAAGAAGAAGAUGGGGUUACGGUCUCGUGACUGAGGAAUGCCCAACUCAUGCAGUGGGAUGCAGAAUUCGAGCAAAGAAAGAUCAUAUUGAGUGGUACGAACUAUCUCGCCUCUACGAUCGGAACCAACUCGUAUGCGUUUAUCCAGAGGAGUACAAAUCAAUGACAGGAUGUAUGAGAAAACCAUCUGGAAGUGUUCGCUGCUGGUGUGGAGGACGUGAGAAUUGCAAUGAUCCGGAGACGAGUAGAGAUCUGUAUGAAGCGUUUACUGAAGGAGACAACGAUGCGGUGGAAAAGAUUUCAGAGUGGUUGAAAUCGGAAAAAGAUGAGAGCUCUUGGAAAAAGUUCACCACUACGGAAGAGGUUCCAACUACUACCACAAGAAUAACAACGACUCCAAGGCGGACGACUGUUCGAAAAACCACAACAACCACAACGACGACGACGUUAACGACUACACAGAAACCAACUACAACAACCACCACGACCAGUCCUCGCCCAACUCCCAAGAAGUCCACAAAAAGGAUCGGAUCAUUGAAGAAUCCGACCACUUCGGUUCCUCCUCUUUUCCCAAAAGAUGCAUCCAAAGCUAGAGUGAUCAAUAUUGUUGAUAUUCGUGAUAAGGCUGUUCCUCUUCCAAAUGACGACAUUUCACUGGACGACACAUUUGAAGAGACUCGCAAAAAACUGGAGAAGGAGAUGAAAGAAGAGGACGAGCGACUGAGAGAAAUGUUAGCUGAUGAAGAAGAAGAAGAAAAUUCAAACGAUAUCUCGGAUAUCGAAGAUGAAGAUGUCACGGCGGAGGAGCAACGAGAAGAAGAAAGAGAAAGAUACCGAAUGGAGAGGUAA
Caenorhabditis briggsae is the source of this 1038-nucleotide messenger RNA. The record is from RefSeq and is a predicted model, not a curated record. NCBI's taxonomy places the organism in Eukaryota, Metazoa, Nematoda, Chromadorea, Rhabditida, Rhabditidae. The transcript is spliced from 11 exons. The coding region runs from base 1 to 1038 and encodes 345 amino acids.